Molecule: messenger RNA, 1230 nt
Organism: Penicillium longicatenatum
Lineage: Eukaryota; Fungi; Ascomycota; Eurotiomycetes; Eurotiales; Aspergillaceae
Product: putative chitin biosynthesis protein (Chs5)
Exons: 2
Coding region: 1-1230 (409 amino acids)
Biological process (GO): conjugation with cellular fusion; Golgi to plasma membrane transport
Cellular component (GO): exomer complex; trans-Golgi network
Molecular function (GO): protein dimerization activity
Source: RefSeq, a predicted model, not a curated record
AUGUUAGUCUCCUUGACUGUCGGCAAGGUAGACGCCGGUGUCGCCGUGCUCCUGACCCAGGACAACCGCAUCAUUGAAUUUCCCUCAGUUCUCCUCCCAAAUAACAUUUCAUCCGGCAGCAUUGUCGACAUCAAUGUUGCGCGCAAUCACGCCGCGGAAACAGCCAACGUCAACGCCUUUCAAUCACUCCAGAAGCGCAUCCUAAAUACCUACGGCGUUAAGACCCCGUCGCCGCCCAUACUGCGUCUGCGCAAUGCAACCCAAACAUCCCUCGUUCUCGAGUGGGACCCCAUAGACUUGGCCACCGCGUCCCUGAAAUCGCUCUCCCUCUACCGCAACAACUCCAAGGCUGGCUCCAUACCCCGCCCGCUCGAGACUCGCAGCACAAAGAUUAGCGGUCUGGCCAUUCAUGCCGAGUACACUUUCCAUCUCGUCUUGCGCACUACCGCUGGCACGUAUCAGUCGGAGAAGUUGACGUGCCGCACACACAAGAUGACCGAUCUCUCCGGUAUUACAGUGACCCCUGGCAUUCUGGACCCGGCGCGCAAAGAGGCAUUGGGUGCUACACUGGAACGGAUUGGUGGCAAGAUGAUUGAUUCUGUACGCAUUGAUACUACACACUUCGUCUGUGCGGAGGGCCGCGGCCCGCUGUGGGAGAAGGCUGUUGAGAUGAACAUCCCGGUUGUGGUGCCGGAAUGGGUCGAUGCCUGCGAAUCGGAGGGUACAAUUGCUGGUGUGCGUGGAUACUAUUUGAAUGCAGACCCCAAGGCCCGUCAGCUCGGUGUGAUUCACGGCUCUUCGCAUCAACGCACUACGUCCACUAUGUCGUCUGCGACAAACACACAGGGCAGACCUAGUACCCAGCCACAGCGUAGUGAGCCAGAGCAGCCUCCUGCUGAACCACCUUUGACACCGUUCCCUGGAGGCGAGACGACUACCCAGCCACAAGCGCAGGCGGAAGAAGUUGGGUCACAAGAUGAGGAAGAAGCUCCGCCUUCACCCCCGCCAAAGGACGAGUCCGAUGAUGCAGAAGAAUUACCUCAGCAGAAUGGGCACGCAGAGCCUUCACCUGAGUCUGAGAAACCCGAGGAAACACCAGCCCAGGCAAAUGAUGACGAAGAGGAAAGCAAAGAGAGUACACUCCCGCAACACAAACCUGAAGGAGACGAGCCCAGUCCCAAGGGUAAAGGGAAAGAGGGCGAAGGCGACUUCAGCGAAGUAACGCUCUAG